Papilio polytes (common Mormon) is the source of this 2283-nucleotide messenger RNA. RefSeq names its product mitochondrial dicarboxylate carrier (gene Dic1). NCBI's taxonomy places the organism in Eukaryota, Metazoa, Arthropoda, Insecta, Lepidoptera, Papilionidae. Gene Ontology annotation, biological process: malate transmembrane transport; phosphate ion transmembrane transport; thiosulfate transport. Bases 224 to 1102 code for a protein of 292 amino acids. The transcript has 6 exons. Gene Ontology annotation, molecular function: sulfate transmembrane transporter activity; malate transmembrane transporter activity; antiporter activity. The record is from RefSeq and is a predicted model, not a curated record.
AACACUAUAAAAUAUAGUUUGCAACUCAUUACACAUGGGAGAGUGAUUACUAGCUCGCGUCCUCAGCGCCCGUGUUACUUGCAAGGUUAAAACUCCGGUCUAAUAUUACAUAACCCAAUAGACAGUCAGUCAUAACUCCAAAGCGGUAUAAUUAAGACCACUCACAUGUAAAUAAAAAUUCAGUGAAUUUAAUACAAAAAAUAAUAAUAACCUAAACGGUAAUAUGAGUAAAGUAACAGAAAUUAGAGUUUCACAAUGGUACUUCGGGGGUUUGGCCUCAGCUGGAGCAGCAUGCGUGACACAUCCAUUAGAUCUAUUAAAAGUUCAAAUGCAAACACAAAAAGGAAAAAACAUCUCAAUGUUGAAGCUUACUGGAAUCGUUUUAAAGAAUCAAGGAGUAAUGGGCCUGUAUAAUGGUAUAUCAGCUUCACUUCUGAGGCAACUCACUUAUUCAACUGCUAGAUUUGGUAUUUAUGAGAUGGCUAAACAGCAUCUAGCUCCAAAGAAUGGUCAACCAAUAUCAUUUUUCAUGUCAGCAUUCCUGGCAGGUCUUGGUGGGUUCGCUGGAGGCUUUGUUGGAAACCCAGCAGAUUUAGUCAAUGUGCGGAUGCAGAAUGAUGUCAAACUCCCACCAGAACAGAGGAGAAACUACAAGAAUGCAAUCCAUGGUCUAUGGAAGGUAGCCACAGAGGAGGGAGUGCUCCGUCUAUGGGCAGGUGCCUCUAUGACGUGCAGCCGUGCAGUUCUCAUGACCAUCGGUCAGCUAUCCUUCUAUGACAAGAUCAAGGAACUUCUGCUAGCAACAAAGUACCUAGAAGAUAAUGUGUUUACACAUGUUAUGUCGAGUUUGUUAGCUGGUGGUAUUGCAACCACUUUGACGCAGCCAGUAGAUGUAUUAAAAACAAGAGCAAUGAAUGCUAAACCUGGAGAAGUGAAGAGUAUAUUAACUCUAGUUAUGGGUACAGCUAAAGAAGGACCGUUAGCUUUCUUCAAAGGAUACAUUCCAGCCUUCGCUAGACUUGCACCUCAUACGGUACUCACUUUCGUGUUCCUAGAGCAACUUAGAAUUAAUUUUGGUACAAUCAAAGUGCAAACUUUCUGAAAUAUAAUAGACCAUUAAUAAUUUGAUAUACCUGUUUGUUGAAAUAGAUGUAGGUUUGGACUGUUUUUUUUUUAUACAUUUUUUUAAACUAUAAAAUGUUAAUCUCAAGUAGUGUAGUUCACUUAUAUACAUAUUAAAGUGUUCAAAAUAUUAAUAACAAUUUAGACAUGUUUAAUCGUUUUUAAGUAAUAUAAAAUUUACAAGAUUUUUUCAUAGGAGUAGAUCAAUAUGUCCAAAUAUUUCAAAGGGUACUAAGUUUUUAAUGUUGUGGAAUGUUUGUAGUAGUUUAUGGUUAAUCAUAGUCUGAAAACUUUAUAUAAAGUAGAUGCUUUGCGAUUUUUUUUUAUUCCAUUAAGCUUUGCAUUUUUUGUAGAACAUAUGUGAUUCAAUUUUUUUGUAUUAGAGUGAUCACAUGUUUUUUAAAUUUGUGAGAUUUUAAAAUAGGUUGCUUUGUUUGAUAUACUGGCCUAAAAUCUGUGUUAAUUAUAAUUUUAUUCUCAAAGAGAAUUAAUUAAUAAGAAUCAUAACUAAAAGUUACCCAUAACAUAUUAUUUAAGUUAUUUUUUUUUGUAUGUAUGUACGUGUUUUUUUUUAUUUAUUUUUUUACAAUUGAUAAUCGAAAGAUCGACUAAAAACAUUCAAAGGAUUAAAAAAUAUUUAAUGGUUAGCGUUUUAUACUUUUUUUGGUUAUUUUGUUUAAACAUAGUUGCAAAAGGAUUUAAAUUCUUACUUUUUUGGAUGUAGCAAUUUUAUUGUGAUAGAAAGCCCAUAAAAGAUUAAUUUAUAUUAUCUGCAUGUUGAAGUGAUUCGUUUUUAAUUGGUUUAAUUUUUUUGUUAUUUUUCAUUGAAAGUAAUGUUUUUUAGUCGUAGUAAAAAUUGAGAUGUUAUUUCUUUGUUAUAUUCUUUUAUUCUUAUUUCUUUGCCGAUAUACUAGCCAAAUGAUUUAAUUUAUCAUUUGAAUCGACCAUUAUUUGAUUUCAAAGUGCCAAAAUUUAAUUAAAUGUGUUAAAAAACCAUCUAAAUAAUGGUAUGAUUCCUUUUAUAGGUCUGUGGAAAAAUGUAUCUUUUUUAUAUAUUCUUUUUUAUUUUAAAUUUAUUUUACAUUCCGACAUUAAUAUGGACAAUAUCUAAAUGUUUCUAAUUAUUUUUUUAUAAUGAUGUUAGUGCAUUUGAAUGUAUUU